This is a messenger RNA of Dioscorea cayenensis subsp. rotundata (Guinea yam), 897 nucleotides long. RefSeq lists its product as uncharacterized. The record is from RefSeq and is a predicted model, not a curated record. The coding region runs from base 70 to 801 and encodes 243 amino acids. The transcript is spliced from 3 exons. NCBI's taxonomy places the organism in Eukaryota, Viridiplantae, Streptophyta, Magnoliopsida, Dioscoreales, Dioscoreaceae.
AUCUCAUCUAUCUCGCAGGCAGCCACAAAAGCAUGGAGGGGAAGGACUGGCGGGAAGAAAACCAAUCCGAUGACCUGCACUUUGACAAUCCUGCUACCAUGGCUCCCCUUCUCUCGAUCCUCCCCUCGCUUCCCAUGGAUCCAAUCCUCGAUCUCCGGCGUUUCUCGUCCGGACCUUCGGCCAAACUCGCCUCCCCUCCGGAUUCAAUACCGCCCCCUGGGAUCUGGCCCUGUCGAUGAUCCCCCUUCCGAUGAGGGCGAAUCACCAAGCUUCGACCUUGCUGUCUCCCUUUUCAACGGCGGUGACUACUACCAGUGCCAUGACUACAUCGAGGAGCUCUGGUACAGCGCCGAGGAACCUGGCCGGACUCUGCUUCAUGGGAUUCUCCAGUGCGCCGUGGGGCUUCACCACCUAUUCAAUCAGAAUCAUCGUGGGGCAAUGCUAGAAUUGGGAGAGGGUCUUUGUAAGCUAAGGAAGAUGAAUUUCCAAGCUGGUCCAUUUCAAGAAUUUGAAAAGGAGGUCUCGCAGGUGCUGGAAUUUGUUUAUCGAACACAGAAGGAGCUUGCUGCAUGUGGUGAUGAUCUCUGUGUGGCAAUGGAUGGGUCUGAAAGAUCAUACCAGCUGCUUGGUAGCUUCGCUGCAGGCCAGCAUUUGUACAGCUUAGAUAUCAACUCAAAUGGUGUUCCAUAUAUACUCUUCUCUCAUGAUAACCAAAAUGCUACUAAUGAAGCGGUGAGGGUCAAGGUUCCAAUGCUUUAUGCCACAGAAGAACACCUCAAGGCCUGUGAGCACAAGUAUUGAUAACAAUACUUUUUUUUUGCCUUUUUCUUCUCUCUCUUUUUUAAAAAAUGCUUGAUGUGAAUAAUUUGAUAAUUGAAAAGUUGUGCAGGUUAUUCA